AUGUCCUCAGCUAUGCUGACAUGCAUAUCCACGCUUCCCACUCUCGUUGAAAUUACCCUUUUACUGUCUCUCGAAUGCCUUCGUUCCUCGAAUUUCCUCGAAUUCUCGAAAAUAAUCCUAAACUCUCGUUCAACGACAACUCGUAUUCUUACAACUCCGUUCCUUCGUCUCCGUUACCAUUUGUUAUCCUGUCCCUCCAAUGGGCUAAUGAUCAUACCCAUACGCUCUCCGAAGCCGUACCCCUCUGACCCCUAG
Molecule: messenger RNA, 255 nt
Organism: Colletotrichum tamarilloi
Lineage: Eukaryota; Fungi; Ascomycota; Sordariomycetes; Glomerellales; Glomerellaceae
Exons: 1
Coding region: 1-255 (84 amino acids)
Source: RefSeq, a predicted model, not a curated record